Molecule: messenger RNA, 2638 nt
Organism: Anolis carolinensis (green anole)
Lineage: Eukaryota; Metazoa; Chordata; Lepidosauria; Squamata; Anolidae
Gene: cercam
Product: cerebral endothelial cell adhesion molecule
Exons: 13
Coding region: 547-2199 (550 amino acids)
Source: RefSeq, a predicted model, not a curated record
AUAAUAAUAAUAAUAUAUUAAUAUGCCUUUCUCAAGAGAGCUUCCUCCUUUUCUAUCUUUCUUGUGUUUGUAAAUAUAGUAAUAAUAAUAAUAGUAAUAAUAAUAGUAAUAUAUGAACAUGUCUUUCUCAAGGGAUCUGCCUCCUUUCCCAUCUUUCUUGUGCUUGUAAAUAUAAUAAUAAUAGUAAUAUAUUAAUAUGACUUUCUCAAGGGAGCUGCCUCCUUUUCUAUCUUUCUUGUACAUGUAAAUAUAGUAAUAAUAAUAAUAGUAAUAAUAAUAGUAAUAUAUUAAUAUGACUUUCUCAAGGGAGCUUCCUCCUUUCCCAUCUUUCUUGUGCUUGUAAAUAUAGUAAUAAUAAUAGUAAUAAUAAUAGUAAUAUAUUAAUAUGCCUUUCCCAUCUUUCUUGUGCUUGUAAAUAUAGUAAUAAUACUAAUACUAAUAUGCCUUUCUCAAGGGAGCUGCCUCCUUUCCCGUCUCCUACUCUCCCCGUCUACACCUGUUACCCGGCUUCUCUUGGAUAAAGAACCCGCCGAAAGAGACCGAAAAAUGAUCUUCGAAGCCCAGAGACGAAGGAGAAGCAUCCUGCUCCUCGGUGGAGUAGACCCAUGGAGGUGUGCCACUGACCACAACGUGGACAACACAACCGAGAUCCUCCGCGAAUGGCUUACUGCGAUGGAAAGCCACUACCGGCACAUCGAGUGGAAAGCCACAGAGGAGCCAAGCUCAUAUGCCGACGAAACGGGGCCCAAGCACUGGACGAAGGAGCGCUUUGAACACGUCAUGAGGCUCAAGCAGGAAGCCUUAGACUUUGCACGGAAUGAACGAGCCGAUUAUAUUUUGUUCGCCGACACCGAUAGUAUCUUGACCAACAACCAGACGCUGAAGUUCCUCAUCACACAGAACAGAACCAUUGUGGCUCCUAUGUUGGAAUCCCAGACGUACUACUCGAACUUCUGGUGCGGGAUCACUCCGCAGGGCUACUACCGCCGGACGGCUGACUAUUUCCCCACCAAGAACCGGCAGCGUGUUGGCUGCUUCCCGGUCCCCAUGGUCUACGCCGCUUUCCUGAUCGACCUCCGGAAGGACGAUGCCGCCGCCCUGGCUUUCCAUCCUCCCCACCCCAGAUACACCUGGCCUUGGGACGACAUCAUCGUCUUUGCUUUCUCCGCUCGGGCUGCAGGAGCCCAGAUGUAUUUGUGCAACGAGGAACACUUUGGCUACAUCAACGUCCCUGUGAAAGCGCACCAGACGCUGGAGGACGAACGCAUCAACUUUGUGCAUCUCAUCCUGGAGUCUAUCGUGGACGGUCCCCCCAUGUUGCCUUCCAGCCACGUCUACCUUCCUCCAAAGCGCCCCACAAAAAUCGGCUUUGACGAGAUUUUCCUCAUCAACUUGGCACGGCGUCCGGACCGGCGGCAGCGAAUGCUGGAUGCUCUCCUGGAGCUGGAGAUGGAUCCCUUGGUGGUGAACGCUGUGGAUGGAAGUGCUUUAAACAGCAGCGACAUCAAGAAACUGGGCGUGGACCUGCUGCCCGGUUAUUAUGACCCCUUUUCGGGCAGGACGCUCACCAAAGGGGAGGUGGGCUGUUUCCUGAGCCAUCAUCAUGUCUGGAAGGAGAUCGUGGUGCGGGGCCUGGAGAGGUCGGUCGUGCUGGAAGACGAUGUGCGGUUUGAGGCAUAUUUCAAAGAACGGCUCUGGAAGCUGAUGGACGACCUGGAGCUGGUGAAGAUGGACUGGGAUCUGAUCUACUUGGGCCGGAAGCAAGUGAACUCGGACCCCGAGGAUCUGGUGGAGGAUGUGAGAAACCUUGUGGUGCCCGGGUAUUCCUACUGGACGCUGGCCUACAUCAUCUCGCAGCGAGGAGCCCAGAAGCUGGUUGACGCUCAGCCCCUCUCCAAAAUCCUGCCGGUGGAUGAGUUCCUGCCCAUCAUGUACGACAAACACCCCAAUGAGGACUACAAGAAGCACUUUGACAAGCGGGACCUUCGGGCCUUCUCGGUGCGCCCGCUCCUGGCCUUCCCGACCCACUACAUGGGGGACGCCCGCUGGAUGAGCGACACGGAGACCUCCACCAUCUGGGACGACGACUCGCGCAAGACCGGCUGGAGCGGCUCCCAGAAGACUCUGAAAGAUGCCCGCAGUGCCAGCGGGAGCACGGCCGGACACUCCUUCCGCCCGGCUUCCAGGGACGAACUAUAACAUCUGCCUCCUCAGGCCGACUGCUUUCUGCACCCCAAGAGGCCGAGAAAAAUGAAAGACGAGAACGUGGUCCUCCUGCCCUCCUUUUCCUCUUAGGACACCCUUGAGAUAUUUGAAUAAGAGAUUGAACGUGGGACUUCUCCUUAUCCUUAUAAGCUUCCUCGAACCCCCGUUUCCUUUGAUUGUGGAAGCUGAGGCAUCUUGUUCUCCUUUUUCCCAAUGCCUGCCGUUCUGACUUUGAAAUUUAGCUAAAUUAUUUGGAGUUUUCUGUUCAUUGUGCCUUUCCUUGACCAUUGACUUCCCCAUCCGAUUCCAGACCAAGAUGGGUAAAACCUAUUAUUCCUGUGCUCUUUUCUGUCUCAGGUUUUCUCUCAACACACCUUUGUAUUUUUUUAAAAGUAAAUUUCGGAUUAAACGCGAGCGUUUAUUUAAAUUUGCA